Dovyalis caffra is the source of this 495-nucleotide messenger RNA. The record is from the annotation of a GenBank genome assembly. Lineage: Eukaryota; Viridiplantae; Streptophyta; Magnoliopsida; Malpighiales; Salicaceae.
AUGGAGAAGAUUCGAGAAAAGAAAAAGCCCCAAGAACAGAAACAAAGCAAAAACCAAAAAAACCUGCAAGCCAAUAAUAAGGCUCUUGUAUGGGAUUGUGGAAGCACGCUAUAUGACUCCUUUGAGCUUAAAUCUUUUGAGCGUCAGCUUGAUUCGGCAAUCCAUUCAAGAACCUUAUCCAUGCCUCACUUACCUGAUCAUCGAGUACUCCCUACUCCUCCACCACCUAAGAAACCUUCAAAGAUUUCACGAUCACUUAACAAAUUCCUGAAAUCCAUGUUCAAAUCUAAACAAAAUUCCAACCCCAUGUUUCGGGUUCAAGACCGAUUGCACGAUGAAUACUACGUCAUCUACGAUAAGUCCGGAGCUCUUACAACCAUUCCUGAAGUACCUGAGAUUGAUUUUGGAGGGUUUUCACCUGAGAUUAAUUCGUUGGUAAGAAGAACUGCUUCCGACAGGUUUACCGCCACCUCCAUCGGUAUUUCAUGUGCUUAA